CAGCUAGUGGAGGUGGGUGAAAACCUACGACUGCUGAGGGAGAGAGCGGCAGUUUGGCUGCCCCGCCUGGGAACCGCCCCCCGACUCACCACCUGCCACCAUCCCGGUCUUCAGAAAGACAGCAAAGGCUCCAGCCUCGGCCGCACAGCUAAAGACUACUCCUCCGAAGCGCAAGACUGAGCUUAAAGUGGCUUUGGCCGCUCAGCUCCCCAGCUCUGGGGAACUGCCUGGGCAAAGCACCCAGGGAGACAGCAGUUUUUUCCCACCCGCAUCCUGCUUCUAAUUGGCUCUGACCCAGAUGGCAACGAGUACUAGCCAAUCAUAGGCAGGGCAGGGCAAUCUCUUUUCUGGUUAGGAAAACGUCAGUGAGUGAGUGAUUUAAAGUUUAAAUGAAUGCACGCGAGUUGUGACUGAUGGUGACUGACUGGAAUGUAGGAAUGUUUUUUUGGAAGAACAAAUGCCCGGGACAAAGUGGGCGAAAUACGGCAAGAGAUAUAACAAAGACUGGGAGAAAGAGAAAGGAGUAAAAGAAUGGAUUCAACCCGUCGCGGGGGAUGACUCAAAAGCACUGUGCAGAGUAUGUAAGUGUGAAAUACGUGCACACCACGCGGACCUCGUACAACAUGCUAGCACAGACAAACAUAAAAAAAAUGCAGCACCGUUCUCCUCAAUGAGGCUUACGGACAUUGGGUUUGCGGUCUCCAAACAGAACGAAUCGAGACAGAGAGCUGAGCUGAAGGUAGCCACCUAUGUAGCUUGUCACACAUCCAUUAAAUCAGUCGAUCACCUUGGGGAGUUAAUGUGCUCAACUUGUGACAAAGACAUCAAAAUGCACCGGACAAAAUGCACGGCAUUAAUUAACCAUGCCAUUGCUCCGUGUAUGUUUAAAGACCUUCAGAGGGAUAUUGGAGGUGCUGAAUACUCCCUUGUUAUUGAUGAAAGCACAGACAUUUCAUCUGUCAAGCAACUCUGUGUGGUAAUCCGCUAUUUCAGUAUGACACUGAACAAAAUUGUGUCCACCUUUUUGGGUUUAAUAAACUUGGAGGGUGAAACAGCAGAGGCUAUUGCCUCCACUCUGACCCGUUUUCUACAGAGUAUUGAACUGGACAUCAAAAAGUGCAUUGGAUUAGGUACAGAUGGCUGCAGUGUCAUGGUAGGGAAGAGGAAUUCAGUGUACACUCACCUUCUCCAGAAAAACCCAAAUCUCCAGCUGCUCAAGUGCGUGUGCCAUUCCAUACAGCUGUGUGUAAGCAAGGCAGUGGAGACCCUCCCACGCAACCUUGAAUACUUAGUCUCUCAUUCUCACAACUGGUUUUCCCACAGUGCUCUUCGCCGCCGUGAGUAUGCAAAGAUCUACAGCCUCAUCAAUCCUGGUGAAAUCCCUUUGAUGCUUGUACAGAUGUCAGGGACACGGUGGCUUUCCAUCCAUGAUUGCUGUUCGCGCAUACUCAAUCAGUGGGAUGAACUGAAGCUUCACUUUCAGCUAACCAAAGACCACCAGAGAUGUUAUGAUGCUGAAAUCCUGCACCAGAUGUACAGUGAUCCUGUUAACAAACUGUACCUGCUGUUUUUAAUGCCUUUUCUACAAGAAUUCAACAGGAUCAACAAGCUGUUCCAGCAGGACACGGGCAAUCCAUUCAAAAUGUUGGAGUGUCUGCUUCAUUUCUUUCGCUGCCUCAUCUCCAGAGUGGUGAGACCUGGAAUGAUCCCCACAUCAGAUGAACAACUGCUUGCAAUUGACAUAACAGACCCCAGUGUUUUGUUACCCGUGGGUGCAGUCAAUUAUGGGGUCACCUUCAUGAUGGCAUUGGAUGAGGCAAGAAUGGAGAGCACGGCUGAGAGAAAUAUGAAGAGCAGGUGCCGUGACUUCUUGGUGGAAGCGGGCAGACAAGUGCAACAGAGACUCCCAGCUAACAUCCAGAUAUGGAAAUCUAUGACUGUGUUCAGUCCGACUAUCAUCCUGUCACAAACUAAACCACAGCUCAGCUCAGUCUCAAUGCUGAAGCUCUACUCUGGUGAUCUUGCAGCUCUUGAAACACAGUAUCAGGCUGUUUCAUAUCUCCCAUGGACAAACAAGGAGGACAGCCAGGCAGAGGCCUUUUGGGUUGAAGUGCUCAAUUACAAAGACAGCAGUGGAGACCACACUUUUAAAAAAACUUGCCCUCUUUUUCUCUGUCAUUGUUUGCAAUGCCUUUGAGCAAUGCUGACGUAGAACGAGUGUUCUCACAGAUGAGCCUGGUCAAGUCCAAACUGAGGAACAGAAUGGGACAAGAAACUCUCAGCAGCAUACUCCACAUAAAAUACGGACUGAGAAGACAAGGCUUGUGCUGCAAGGACUUUGCCCCAAGCCAAGAGAUGUUCCAGCGCUUCAAUAGUCGCAUGUACUCUGUGAGUGGAGCAUCAGAGAGCAGGGAGAUGGAUGCAUAUGAAGACAGUGAAGAUGAAUUUUAAUUAAGCACAAGCUCUGGCCUCUACACAUGAAGGAAACAGCAGUGGAGGUAUGAAGAUACUAGAGGUCGACCGAUGUAUCGGUUUUGCCGAUUAAUCGG
Molecule: messenger RNA, 2549 nt
Organism: Paramormyrops kingsleyae
Lineage: Eukaryota; Metazoa; Chordata; Actinopteri; Osteoglossiformes; Mormyridae
Source: RefSeq, a predicted model, not a curated record